AUGGCUAAGUUCACAACUUUUUUCUUCAUCCUUGCUCUCCUCAUCUGCUCCAUGCUCACAUACGCUUCGGCAGGCCGGGCCGUUCCAACCUCCGUUUAUCCGGGAGAAACCUCCGUUGAGAAAUUAGAGCAAGGAGAAGAAAACUGCGAAGGUGUUGGAGAAGAAGAAUGCUUCUUGAUACGAAGAACUUUAGUUGCUCACACUGAUUACAUUUACACCCAAAACCACAAGCCCUAA
Messenger RNA from Thlaspi arvense, 237 nucleotides. NCBI's taxonomy places the organism in Eukaryota, Viridiplantae, Streptophyta, Magnoliopsida, Brassicales, Brassicaceae. The record is from the annotation of a GenBank genome assembly.